UCCUCCUCUUCCUCCUCUUCCUCCUCCUCUCCCUCCUCUUUCUCAUCCCCCUCCUUCCCUUCUCCACACACCCGUAUAUUGGAGCCCUCCCCUCCGGACGUGAUCGAUGCUACUUUCCCUUUCCGGCUGGUCCUUCGUCGACUCAAAAACGCCGUCGGCCACGCUGUCACCGUGGGACUCAUGCUCGUCACCAGCUCCUUCGGCGCCUUCUCCCUCCCAUUCCCCGCCGCGGCCAUCCCUCCCCUCAUGUCCUCGGUGCCCGUGCCAAGCACCAGCAUGCCCGCCACGGUGGGCUACCGGGAUGCUUCCCUCUUGCCGUACGAGCUGACCAUGGGGGAGACGUCCCGAAUAGGGAUCUUCCAGGAAGCCACGCCCAGCGUGGCCAACAUCAACACCUUUGUGGAACAGCGGGAUGCCUUUUCGAUGAACGUGAUGGAGGUCCCGGCUGGGACAGGCUCCGGCUUCGUGUGGAACGACAAAGGCUACAUCGUGACGAACUACCACGUGAUCCGAUCCGCCGAGUCCGCCCAAGUCACCCUCACGGACCGGGACGGGCAUCAAUCGACCUACAAAGCCCUCUUGCGCGGCUUCGACCCCGACAAGGACGUGGCUGUCCUCCGUGUGGAAGCCCCCCCCGCCUCCCUCCGGCCCAUCCCCGUCGGCUCCUCCUCCACCUUGAAGGUCGGUCAGGCGGCCCUGGCGAUUGGCAACCCCUUUGGCCUCGACCACACCUUAACUUCCGGGGUCAUCUCGGGGCUGGGCCGGGAGGUGCGCUCGCCGUCGGGGCGGCCCAUCAGUAACGUGAUUCAGACGGAUGCGGCCAUCAAUCCAGGAAACUCGGGCGGGCCCCUCUUGGACUCCGCCGGGCGCUUGGUGGGGAUGAACACGGCCAUCUACUCCCCCUCCGGGGCCUCCGCGGGCAUCGGCUUCGCCAUUCCGGUCGACACGCUGAAAUUUGUGGUGGAAACCAUCAUCAAGGACGGGAAGGUGGUCAGACCCUUGAUUGGGAUAACGUACUUGGAGAGCAGCCAGGCCAAAGCCUUGGGCAUCGACAAGGGCGUCCUUGUGCUGGACGUGCCUCGGCAGUCUCCCGGGGCCUUGGCCGGGAUGCGGGGCACGUCCCGGAGCCGCCUGGGCCUCAUUCAACUCGGGGACAUCAUAGUCCAGAUCAACAACGACGACAUCAACAACGAAGCGGACUUGUUCAAGACCUUGGAGAAAUACCGACCGGGGGACAAGGUCAAAGUGGUGGUGCGACGCGUCUUGGCCGUGAACGAGACGGAGAAAGUGAUCUUGAACGUGAAGCUCCGAGGCUCGGACCAGGCCAUGGCCAUCGGACGGUAG
This is a messenger RNA of Nannochloropsis gaditana CCMP526, 1344 nucleotides long. RefSeq lists its product as uncharacterized. The record is from RefSeq and is a predicted model, not a curated record. Gene Ontology annotation, biological process: proteolysis. The transcript has 5 exons. The annotation marks the transcript as partial. Gene Ontology annotation, molecular function: serine-type endopeptidase activity; protein binding.